AUGGAUGAGAUCGCCCCCGAGUACGACGUGGUGGUGCUCGGCACUGGCUUGACCGAAUGUGUGCUGUCCGGUGUCCUGAGUGUCAAGGGUAACAAGGUCCUUCACAUCGACCGCAAUGAUCAUUACGGAGGAGAGGCAGCCUCCGUCAACAUUGAGACUCUGUUCAAGAAGUACGGCAACGUUCGCCCCGGAGAGGAGCCUUGGAAGAAGUACGGGAGGGUCAACGACUGGAACAUCGAUUUGGUCCCGAAGCUGCUGAUGGCAAAUGGCGAGUUGACCAACAUUCUGGUCUCGACCGACGUCACGAGAUACCUGGAGUUUAAGCAGAUCGCUGGCAGCUAUGUCCAGCAAGGCAAGGGCCCCAAGGCGACCGUGGCUAAGGUGCCCUCGGAUGCUGGCGAAGCUCUUCGCUCUUCUCUGAUGGGUCUUUUCGAGAAGAGGCGCGCGAAGAAGUUCCUUGAGUGGGUUGGCGCGUUCAAGGAGGAUGACCCUGCUACUCACCAGGGUCUGAACGUGAGCUCCUGCACCAUGAAGGAUGUUUACGAUAAGUUCGGUCUUGAGGAUAACACCCGCGAUUUCGUUGGCCACUCCAUGGCUCUUUACCCCUCGGACGAGUACAUCAACCAGUCCGGCCAGGCCGUUGAGACUAUCAACCGCAUCCGUCUCUAUGUCAACUCCAUGGCUCGGUACGGCAAGUCGCCCUACAUCUACCCUCUCUACGGUCUCGGUGAACUCCCGCAGGGCUUUGCUCGCUUGUCUGCCAUCUACGGUGGUACCUACAUGCUGAACACCGAUAUCGACGAGGUUCUUUACGAUGGCGGCAAGGUCUCCGGUAUCAAGGCCACCAUGAAGGACCGUGAUGACCAGUCUACUGCUAUGAAGUUCGAGACCAAGACUAAGAAAAUCAUUGCCGACCCCUCCUACUUCCCCGGCAAGGUUAAGGUUAGCGGAUACCUGCUGAAGGCUAUCUGUAUCCUGAAGCACCCCAUCGACAAGACCGACGGCAGCGACUCUCUGCAGUUGAUCAUCCCUCAGUCCCAGGUUGGACGCAAGCACGAUAUCUACAUUGCCAUGGUUUCGGCUGCUCACAACGUCUGCCCCAAGGGCUACUACAUUGCGAUCGUCUCGACCAUUGCCGAGAAUGAUGCUAACCACCAUAUCGAGCUUGAGCCUGGUUUCGAGCGCCUCGGUGAGAUCGAGGAGAAGUUCAUGGGCCCUGCCAUUCCGCUCUACGAGCCCCUGGACAGUGGCGAUAAGGACAACAUCUUCAUUUCGAAGAGCUACGACUCGUCAUCUCACUUCGAGACCACCACCGAGGAUGUGCGGGACAUGUACCGCCGCGCCACCGGUGAGGAGCUCGUUGUUGAGGGACUACGGGAGGACCAGCAGCUUGCACAGGAGUAA
Molecule: messenger RNA, 1404 nt
Organism: Penicillium argentinense
Lineage: Eukaryota; Fungi; Ascomycota; Eurotiomycetes; Eurotiales; Aspergillaceae
Product: secretory pathway gdp dissociation inhibitor
Exons: 8
Coding region: 1-1404 (467 amino acids)
Biological process (GO): protein transport; vesicle-mediated transport; small GTPase-mediated signal transduction
Cellular component (GO): cytoplasm
Molecular function (GO): Rab GDP-dissociation inhibitor activity
Source: RefSeq, a predicted model, not a curated record